This is a messenger RNA of Uloborus diversus, 1961 nucleotides long. RefSeq names its product innexin inx2-like. The coding region runs from base 346 to 1425 and encodes 359 amino acids. The transcript has a single exon. Lineage: Eukaryota; Metazoa; Arthropoda; Arachnida; Araneae; Uloboridae. Gene Ontology annotation, cellular component: gap junction; plasma membrane. Gene Ontology annotation, biological process: phototransduction. Gene Ontology annotation, molecular function: gap junction channel activity. The record is from RefSeq and is a predicted model, not a curated record.
AUCAGGUGUGUCUCUCUACCUGAAUUUCAAAGAAUCGAUCCCCGGUUUCACGAUUCCUGAGUGAAAACCGGGUUGGAAUGCAAAGUAUUUCUUUUUCAUUUUUCAUUUGGGAACUAUUAUGCUAAUGUAGGAAGUUAAUAUGAACGGAAUCAAACUUUGUUAACUAGAUGACCUUAUAUGACCUGAUAUCAUUCUAGUCAGAAGGGCUAAGCAGAUCAAUGGACUGUGUUACUAGGAAGAUAUGCCACUGAAGAACUAACUCUUUGAAUCUAAAUUCUUAUUCAAUCAUUGAUAUCUUGCAUUUAAUUCUUUGAUCCAUAAUCCAACGCUUUCAAAGCCAGAAAAAUGGAUAAACUUUUUGGAGAUCUCAAGAGUUUCUUCAAAACUAAGAAAUGUACCAUUGAUAGUUUCAUUUUUCGACUCCACUACCGAUUCACGUUUCUGGCGCUGAUCGCUUUCAGUAUUGCUGUUACUGGACGACAAUACAUCGGAGAUCCAAUCGAUUGCAUCUCUAAGGAUGAUGUACCGACAGAACUAUUGGACACGUACUGUUGGAUCACUACAACGUUCAGUUUGAAGAGUGCAUGGCGCAAAAAAGUUGGUGAAGAAGUACCUUAUCCUGGAGUGGACAAGUACGUCGAAGGAGAAGAGAGGGUGUAUCACGCUUACUACCAGUGGGUGUGCUUCGUGCUGUUUUUCCAAGCUCUGUUGUUCUUUCUUCCACGCUACUUAUGGCGGAACACCGAAAGACACUACAUCAAAAACCUGGUCAUGGAAUACAACUCCCCUGUUGUCAGUGCUUCCUCGAAGAGUGAAACUACCAAGCUGCUGGUGAAUUACCUUCACGAAAGCACCGGGUACCACACUUUCUACGGUACGAUGUACAACAUCGUCGUGAUUAUGAACUUUGUCAAUGUGGUUGGACAGAUCUACCUGGUGGACAGGUUUUUGGGUGGGGAAUUCACGACCUACGGAUCCGAAGUGUUGUCUUUCACGGAGUGGGACUACACCCUGAGGUACGACCCCAUGAUCAAAGUGUUCCCCCGCAUGGCCAAGUGUACCUUCCACAGGUACGGCUCGUCUGGGGAUAUAAUGAAGUAUGAUGCGAUGUGUCUUAUUCCUAUCAAUAUUCUUAAUGAGAAGAUUUACAUCUUCCUCUGGUUUUGGUUCGUGAUACUGGCCGUUCUGUCUGGGUUGGAAGUUGUGUAUCGCUUGGCCAUCGCGUUCCUCCCCAAGUUCCGAUUUUAUGUGUUAUACUCUAAAUGCCGCAAAGUGAACGAGAAUGAUUUGAAGCUUGUUCUGAAUCGGUGCGACCGUGACGAUUGGCUGAUUUUGAGUUUGUUGUGCAAGAACAUGGCUGACUGUAACUACGUCUGUAUUAUUCGGCAAAUGGCGAAGAAGCUGAGGAACGAAAAAGAUAUAUGAGUUCAAUAUUUUUGUGAGGCAUAGUUCUACAUGACAUUUUUUUGAGUCACAUUCAUUAAGGCCCAUUUCCUUGAAAGUCAUUGAUAAGUUUUCAUCUUGGCUGCAAUUCACUGGAGCUCAAACUUAUUAUAUUUUUCGUAGUUAAAGUAUUCCAAGUUUAAAGUUUAAAAUAUUUUAAAGAAAAUUAUUUUUGUUUAACUUUUUUUGAUGUGUAAAAGUGCAUUUACGGUUUUGUAAAGAUCAGUGAUUGAGACAUUUUAGUUAAGGACAAUUGAAUACUAACUUUAAUAAAUGAUAAAAUAAAAUUAAAAUGACAUUAAGAACCACAUAAUCUGUUGUUCAGGUGUAGCGACGUCGUUUUUUCAAAAAAGGCUCUCUGAUGAUAACGUGCUCAAAGUAGUAGUUCAUUUAGUUUUGUUUUGUUUAGUGUGCUAUUUUGAGUUCCUUUUUAUACUUAGAACAUAGUACUUACUGCAUGUAAAAGUAAAUACAUGUUGCAUUGUUUCAUUAUUAAUAAAAAUGUUUUUCGUUUAAAA